Molecule: messenger RNA, 2830 nt
Organism: Diatraea saccharalis (sugarcane borer)
Lineage: Eukaryota; Metazoa; Arthropoda; Insecta; Lepidoptera; Crambidae
Source: the annotation of a GenBank genome assembly
AUGUUGGCAUGGAAACGGAGUUUAUUUACAUCAGAACAAAUUGACGAAAUCUUUGGUAACUUGUUUUAUCAAUAACAUAUCUAUUCUUCUGAACUCUAUAGUGCCAUUAAGGGUAAAUAAAAUUGAUUUAACUAUAACAAAAUGACGGACACUAAGCCAAAGUUGCAAGAAAAUCCGCGAAGCGCUUUGGAAUCGUACAUAACUGCGUUACAAAGCGAAUCCAAAAUUACUCGCAAAGAAGCAUUGCUGAAUAUAAAUAAAGAGAUCUUUGACAAUCCAGACAUUGAAAACUGCGACCUGACUAUAGUCUUUCCAGAAAUAUAUGCCUAUGUAUUGAAAAGCUUUUCUGAUGCAUCUGAAGCAUGCCGCAAUGUGUCUGCAAUGAUUAUAUCAAAUUUUAUCGACCAUUUACCUCUCAAUGAUUAUUAUUUGACAUAUAUUAUGCCUGUGAUUGUCCGACGCAUCGGUUGCCCAGAAAUAAUUGAAGAAUCUGAAGAAAUACGUUUGGUACUAAUAGAACUUGUACACAAGAUCAUUGAAAAGUAUAAAACGACGCAUCUUCUUAGUUCGUUCAUAAAUGAUUUCACUAGUAUAUUGAGUAAGACGAGUGCCGAUCCAUUUCCUAAAGUGAAGCUUGAAGCAUGCGAGUGCAUAAUUCUAGUGACUAAAGUACUUCAACGAGACUUCCAUUUUCAAUCUGAGAGCUAUGUGAAACCAGUACUAUCAAAUUUUUGUCAUCAACACUUCAGAGUAAGGGUUGCUGCUAUAAAAGCAAUAGGUGCCAUUGUGUUAGCGGGAAACGUCAAAUGUUUUGAAUUGUCAAUUACACCGAUGGCAGAAAAACUAUUUGAUGAGAAUACACAGGUCCGUCUGCAGGUUACCCUUGAGGUUGGUAACUGGAUGUUGAAUUAUAGAGACCGCUACUCAUUUUGGCAUCGCAUGAUACCUCUACUUUUAACAAGCUUAAGUGACUUAAUGGCUGAUAUAAGAGAAACGGCAAUAAGGCUAUGGGAUGACAUAGGCUUACAAUUUAUGGACGAGAAUGAAGAAGAUCUAAAGAAGAGAACGGAUUUCUUGAAGGAUGUGCCUUCUCAUUAUCCUGAUGUCAAGAGACCAAACCUUGGCUGCAGAUAUUUAGUGCAGACCAAUAUUGGGAAAAUUGUGCCUGCUAUAGGACGAGAGAUGGAAGGGUGGCAUGCAGACGCUCGUCUGCGUUCAUCGCAGCUUCUAUGUUGGUUGAUCUUAUGCGCUGAAGAGGGAUCCACGCAACACGCCAACACCAUCGUAAGAACCCUACAUCGUGGCGCUAGUGAUGAAGAUCCCAGAGUUGCUCUUGAGAUCAAACGUGCGUCAGAAUUAUUCGGUUACUUCAUCCCGCCGGCCACGUGGUGGCCUCUGCUAGAAGCUGAGGUGGAUUCCUGGGGCGCCUUGCUCGUUAUCGCGAAUAUCAUCAAAGGAUCCCAACCCGAAUUAAUCAAGGAAAAAGUACUAAAAGAACUUACUAAAGAGCUAGCGGAUCCUGACAGAUGCAGAGUGAGGAAGCCCAAGUAUCAAACCAACUUGCUUCAUGUGGCAGAAGCUUUGAUUGAUCUGUGUAAAGAAGAAUGUUUGCCAGUGGCUGAGGAGUUGUUCAUCAUCAACUUUACAGUGUACGCCAUGCCAGUUGAUGACAAUUUACAAUUCAUGGCGAUCUCAAACUUAGAUAAGCUUCGUCACGUCGAGAAUUGUGGUCGUUCUCUUACCAGCCUGUACGAGAAGCAUAUACGUCGGGUUCUCGCUGACAUCACAAGCGAUGCGUUAACAUGGACCCUCCUGUCGCCAGACAGAUGUCUGUUCGAGUGUGUGCUCAUGCAUUCAGGAUCAGCAAUGGGUGGCCAAUUGCAUCUGAUCGCACCACUUCUGAAGGAAUGUUUGGCGACUCCUAAAGUAGACCCCGAGGUGAAGCUGAAGAUCUUCACGACCCUUUCGACAGUGUUGUUAAAACGGCAGACUAAUUUUUGCAAGUGCGACACUGAUAAGUUGGAGGCUUUCCUCAAGAUUGUUAUUGAAGAUGUGAUAAUGCCGAACUUGGUGUGGUCUGCGGGGAGAAUAUCCGAGGCCAUCAGGACAGCGGCGGUCGCUUGUUUAUGUUCCGCGCUGCAGGAAUCUCCACAGAAUAACGAUAUUCUCAACGUAGAAACGGGCGGCGACGGCGAUAAGAAUGAGAAGGAAGUAAACCUUUUUCCUACUAAAGAGUCCUUAGAGCCGUUCAUAGACAAAAUGGUGCCGCUUCUGGUUGGCUUGGCGGAUGAUAACUCCACUCUGACUCGUCAACACACGCUGCGAGCUAUAUGUUAUCUCAGCAACCUCGCCAAGAAACGCAGUUGUUUCACAGCUGAAGUACUGCACAAGAUAUAUUUCGUGGUGGUGAAGCGUCUCGACGACAGCAGCGAUAAAGUCCGUUCGUACGCCGUACAAACGUUGUGUACGUUGUUUAUGAAUCGGCCCGACCCGUACGAUACGGUCGUGUACGGGCCACACGUCGACGCACUGUACAGUGCCAUGUUAAUACACCUCGACGAUACAGAAGAGUCCUUCAGGAAGGAAGUGCUGGAUGCUCUCCUGAAACUGUGUGAUGUAGACCCAAAGCUGAUACUGAAGAAGGUGCAAGCCAACAUUCAUCUCUUUAGGAAUAAGGCUGCAUACGAGCGCUUGUCUAGUCACGCAGAGAAACUAGUCAAAGAAUAAUUUUUCAAAUUUAGUUUAGUUAGUAUAACAUAGUUAUAAUGAAGUGCCUUUAUUUAUGUUUGUUGUGUUAGUUUUUAUUUGAACUAUAAAAUACAAAUAAUGC